AUUACAGCCCAGCAGCACAAAGCUUAAGCUGGAUUUCCCCCUGGCUCUCACAUCUACUGCACCAAAAGCUUUUCCACGCUGAGGACUAUCACUAAAACCUGCUGUAGGUGGAGGCAAUCUGAAACCUCAGCGGUAUUUGGGUAGGAAAGAGGAAUCAAACUUGAGAAGGAGAUAUUUUAAGCAGAAUUGGCUCUGACUGUGUUUCAUUCCUGAAGGUUCGCUCCCGUGUGAGGCUCCAGGCCGAGGCUGGUUGUACAAGGCGGAUGCCCAAGGGCGCUGCUGGGGGAUGUGAAGUUGGGUACCAGGUCAGACUUGUGUCAUUUCAAAGUCACCACCGCCCAGCACCGCCUGCCGCGUCGCCAUGGCAACGCCCGCGCCGCACGGCUGGCUGCUUCCGCUGCCACUCAGGCAAGCGGGAGGGGCGGGGGAGACGCUCUAUCCCUCCUUUCUCUAGUCCCGGAGCCGCGCCUUAUCCUGGGAAGAGGCCUAGACCAUAGAGUCGCGCUGAAGUGUCUGAAGCUUGGAGUGCCGAACCAUGUCUCAGUCAGGUGAAAAAGUAAAGUUUUCUGACUCGGCAGGCUAUGUGGGGUUCGCUAAUCUGCCCAACCAGGUUCACAGGAAAUCUGUGAAGAAAGGCUUUGAAUUCACACUGAUGGUGGUUGGUGAGUCUGGCUUGGGAAAAUCCACUUUAAUUAACAGUCUGUUCCUGACUGAUCUUUAUCCAGAACGUUAUAUUCCUGGAGCUGCCGAGAAAAUAGAGAGAACUGUUCAAAUUGAAGCUUCUACGGUAGAGAUAGAGGAGCGAGGGGUGAAACUGCGUUUGACAGUAGUUGACACACCAGGAUAUGGAGAUGCCAUUAACAGCCAGGACUGCUUCAAAACAAUUAUCCAGUACAUUGACAACCAGUUUGAGCGAUACCUUCAUGAUGAGAGCGGUCUAAACAGGCGCCACAUUAUAGACAACAGAGUCCAUUGCUGUUUUUACUUCAUCUCUCCCUUUGGGCAUGGGCUGAAACCAUUAGAUGUAGAGUUCAUGAAGGCUCUUCAUGGAAAAGUCAACAUUGUCCCUGUGAUCGCCAAGGCUGACACACUGACGCUGAAGGAGAGAGAAAGGCUGAAGAGAAGAGUUCUGGAUGAGAUUUCCGAGCAUGGCAUUAGGAUUUAUCAACUCCCUGAUGCGGAUUCUGAUGAAGAUGAGGAGUUUAAAGAACAAACCAGAGUUUUAAAGGCCAGCAUUCCCUUUGCUGUUAUUGGAUCCAAUCAACUUAUUGAGGUGAAAGGCAAGAAAAUCAGAGGCCGUCUGUAUCCCUGGGGAGUUGUUGAAGUUGAAAAUCCAGAGCACAAUGAUUUCCUUAAGCUGCGCACAAUGCUGGUAACACACAUGCAGGACCUGCAGGAGGUGACCCAAGACUUGCACUAUGAAAACUUCCGUUCGGAGAGGCUAAAGCGAACCGGCAAGCCUGUUGAAGAAGAAGUGGUAGAUAAGGACAGAAUCCUCCAGCAGAAAGAGGCUGAGCUGCGCCGCAUGCAGGAGAUGAUUGCACAGAUGCAAGCCCAAAUGAGGAUGAAGCCUGGUGACGAUUAAGAUGCUUGACAUCUGGAUGCAUCAGCAGUAUACGGUUCUCUAAGUGGAUGGGUGCUCUGUUUUCUUUGACCGCAUGGUAACGUUCAAAUGCAAAAGCUGGAUGCCGCAGAUCAAGACCUGCGUUAAAACAAAGUCUGAAGAUCGUGUUGUAAAACGGCUUGUUUUAUAUCUUCAAUGUUAAUCAAGUUCUAAUGUAUCUUUUUUGAUUCUUUUGGUAACGCUGUCUUCAUACUUAUAAAUGUGGUUUUAUUAUCCUUCCUAUACGUUUUAUACCAGAACCGAUAGAGUAUGCUGUUUGGACUAGUAAUUGUGGUGGGUUUAAGGAGUUAAUCAUGUAUCUGCUACGUUAUUCUGAACAGUUUCAUAAUUAAUAGUAAAAGACAUUGUGGCCUGUUUACAGUAAACAUACAUGUGUUUGCACAGUAUCAUAACUUUCACUUGCCAUUUUAAAUCAUUAUGUAUCGUAUCAGUUUCUCGUAACUUUCUCUGUGCUUUGGUUGCUUUUGAAGCUUCAUCUCUGGUGAUGUAUAUUUGCGUGAUAUGAGACAAUGUACAAAACAUUGAUGAUUCACCAGUGAUGCAAGAAAGCUGACUUUUCUAAAUCAUCGUGCCUUAACGUAUCAUAAACACUACACACGCCAACAACUUCUGUGGAUGCCUCUGAGGAUUUGUCUUCAGGUCUCAAGUAUUGAUUGCAAGAAUUUCUGUCACAGGCAUUUUUAUCUGUCAGCUGAGCGAUGGCAUGUACUGAACUUUUUAUAUACCACAACACUAAUUUUCAUUGAAGUUUUGUAAUAAAUUGUACGAAUGUGGAAAA
Molecule: messenger RNA, 2402 nt
Organism: Columba livia (rock pigeon)
Lineage: Eukaryota; Metazoa; Chordata; Aves; Columbiformes; Columbidae
Product: septin-2
Exons: 13
Coding region: 536-1585 (349 amino acids)
Biological process (GO): cytoskeleton-dependent cytokinesis; intracellular protein localization; regulation of exocytosis
Cellular component (GO): septin complex; synaptic vesicle; cell division site
Molecular function (GO): molecular adaptor activity; GTPase activity; GTP binding
Source: RefSeq, a predicted model, not a curated record